Molecule: messenger RNA, 1298 nt
Organism: Epinephelus lanceolatus (giant grouper)
Lineage: Eukaryota; Metazoa; Chordata; Actinopteri; Perciformes; Serranidae
Source: RefSeq, a predicted model, not a curated record
GUGUGUGUGUGUGUGUGUGUGUGGGUGGUUAGAGAUAGGGUUUGACACAGUGGUUGGAGGGGUGUGGAGGGGGGACUUUGCACGCCCACUCAGCUGUGCUCCGGUGCUCCGGACUCAGAAGCACCCCCUAUGUGAAAACAUUCCGGAUGUCGGCUCAGCUCAGUCUCAUCUUACUCUCUCUUUUUCAUAAUGAGCAGCUUCCUCCUCUCACAGCGCAGUCUGACACAAUCUAAAGAUGUCUUGAGGAGUGCUCACACACCGUUGUUUCUCUGAUAUUACCGAGCAAACAGGGCCUCCGUCGUUAGUUAGAUGUGAGCCGCCGGUGAUGAUAGAUUAUUUCCAGAGAUGUAGCAGCGGCCUCACACCUCCGUUACUUGGAAACCGUCAGAAGUUUGCUGCGGAAAGUUUUUUUCUCUCCGGAUGGAAGAAGAAGUUUUGAGACAAAGCGGGUGCCACGGGGCUGUUCCCCCUCCUGUUUUGUAAUAAUGGAGGAAGCCGUGCUCUGAGCGACACGAUGUCUUGGGGAGAGUUCAUCGAGCUCCGUGACCUGAGGACGGACAGAGAGCAGAUAGAGCUGACACAUGGGACACAAACGCCCUGCUUCCCUCCACGCCUGGAGAGAACCAACGCCCUGAGGAUCAGCCCGGGGAAGGUCCCAGACCUGCUGAGCAGGGUGGGCAUCAUCAGACUCCUGAGCAGCACCCAGGACCCCCAGCCUCUGGAGGAGAAGGGGGAGGGACACAACUUCCAGCCAUGUAGCCACGCUCAGCCCACGUGGUGCGACCUAUGUGGAGACUUCAUCUGGGGACUGUACAAGCAGAGCCUGCGGUGUGUCAAUUGUAGAUUCACGUGCCACUACCGCUGCCGUGCUCUGAUCCAGUUGGACUGCAGCUGGGACCGAGGCUCUGCGGCCGACCAAACAUGUGUUGUGGAGCACACCAUAGAAACGGACACAAAUGUGGUAAGGACCUCAGUGUCUUCUAUCAGAAGUGGUAAUAGUCACGGUUUAUUUGCUUUUGAAGGCAUCUUUAGCAUCAAGAAGUUGCAACCACAUUGUGCCACCGUGAUUACCAUUAAAAAAAAAAAAAACAGUGAGGAAACUGGAUGCUUCCUCAAGCCUCUAAUUUGAUUGUCACAUUGUGUGUUACCUGUAAAUUCUGCUGGACUGUGUUAGGGAACAAAAUCAGUUGUAUAAUGGCCAAAAAUGGGAACCUCCAUACAUACAUGACAGUAAAAACACACCCUUAAUCCAGUUCCACUUACUGCAAACUGGGGAAGUUUGCUAUUAUUGAGAAACA